Messenger RNA from Penicillium olsonii, 900 nucleotides. The record is from the annotation of a GenBank genome assembly. Lineage: Eukaryota; Fungi; Ascomycota; Eurotiomycetes; Eurotiales; Aspergillaceae.
AUGGCACGAACACGAAACGCGGAUAAGUCUGCCCAGGACGAGGGCAAGGAAGAGCAGGUUAUCGAACAGCCGACCGCAAACGAGAACACUCACGAUUCACCCACCGAAAGCCCCGAAAAGAAGGCGGACACUCCUUCAGAAGGGCAAAAAGAUGCCGCUGCUCCUCCAGCGAAUGAUAGAAUGGCCAGGUUCAAAGCCUUGCAAGCUCGAGCUAAAUCCGCGACUGAACGCAAUCUCAAGGAGACAGCAGCUGAAUCCCAGCGCCUGACUACCGACCCAGCAUUGAUGAACAACUUAUCGCGCAAGCACGCAUUCGCAUCCCACAACCUCCUCAAAGCAGACACCGAAGCAGCUGGCGAAGACUUUGAACGGAAGCGCGCAUGGGAUUGGACCGUUGACGAAUCCGAGAAGUGGGACAAGCGCAUGGAGAAGAAGUCGCGCCAUCGGAAGGAUGUGGCCUUCCAGGAUUAUUCCCAGGAUGCCCGGAAGGUCUACAAAAGACAACUACGAGACCUACCUCCGAACAUCGAAGCAUACGAGAAAGACAAACUUGCCGCGAUUGAAAGGGCUGCAGCCAAUGGCGACCUCGAGAUUGUGGAGACCGAGGAUGGUGAAAUGAUCGCAGUCGACAAGAAUGGAAGCUUCUACUCAACCGCGGACUCAACAGGCUUCACAGACAGAAAGCCGGACCGUGCUGCCGUUGACAGACUGGUCGGCGAUAUCCAGAAGGCAGAGGAAGUGCGCCUGAAGAAGCGCAAGGAGCGUCGCGGUGGCGACGAUGACUCGGAUGUGACAUACAUCAACGAGAAGAACAAGCAGUUCAACCAAAAGUUGGCUCGCUUCUACAAUAAGUACACAACGGAGAUCCGAGACAGCUUUGAACGUGGUACUAUGAUUUAA